Vitis riparia (riverbank grape) is the source of this 1220-nucleotide messenger RNA. Its product is annotated as VAMP-like protein YKT61. The transcript has 6 exons. The record is from RefSeq and is a predicted model, not a curated record. Gene Ontology annotation, biological process: endoplasmic reticulum to Golgi vesicle-mediated transport. Bases 200 to 898 code for a protein of 232 amino acids. Gene Ontology annotation, cellular component: membrane; Golgi apparatus. Lineage: Eukaryota; Viridiplantae; Streptophyta; Magnoliopsida; Vitales; Vitaceae. Gene Ontology annotation, molecular function: SNAP receptor activity.
GUAGUCCUCCCAUGUUGAUGGCCCAAUGGCUCAUGCCUGGGAAUCAAUUCUAAUUCUGGUCCUGCUGCUCCAGCAUUAGUUUUAUUCUCUACUUUUGUAGGAUUAUUAAAGUAAAAUGGAAGGCAUAGGGGAAGGGGAAGGGGAAGGGGAAGGCGCGUAGACAAAUCAUAAAUAAAGUGAAACUGAAGGGGGGAGAGGGAUGAAGAUAACGGCUCUUCUGGUAAUGAAAUGGCAAGGCGAUUCCAUUGAUCCUGUGAUCCUGGCCAACGCAUGCGAUGUGAGCCAAUUCGGCUAUUUCCAGAGGAGUGGUGCCAAGGAAUUCAUUGUGUUCGUGGGACGAACAGUGGCCAAACGAACCCCACCUGCCCAGCGCCAAUCUGUCCAGCAUCAAGAAUACAAGGUUCAUUCUUACAACAGAAAUGGCCUCUGCGCUUUGGGCUUUAUGGAUGACAACUACCCUGUGCGAAGUGCCUUUUCUCUUCUCAACAAGGUAUUAGAAGAGUAUCAGAAGAAUUUUGGGGAUUCUUGGAGGAAUGCUCAGGCAGAUGUCACUCAACCAUGGCCUUAUCUAAAUGAAGCUCUAACCAAAUUUCAGGACCCUGCAGAGGCUGAUAAGUUGCUGAAAAUUCAGAGGGAUUUGGAUGAGACCAAAAUUAUCCUUCACAUGACCAUUGAUAGUGUUCUGGCCCGAGGGGAGAAAUUAGACAGUUUGGUGGAAAAGAGUUCUGAUCUGAGCAUGGCCUCCCAGACUGACCUGAUAGUGGCGCUGGAAGCAGAUGUUCUACAGGCAGGCAAGGAAAACCAACCAGUGCUGCACCAUAUUAUAGGUCUCCAGGAGGAGGAUGAGAGCAAAGGUUUGGCAGUUCAUGGAGGAAAUUUUCUUGGCAAAAGCUAUUGACUUUGCCUUCAUGAUGUAAUGAUAACAGGUGAUAUUUAUGGUGGUUGUAAUGUCUACACAUCAUGUGAAAUGGAAUCGUGUCUCUGAUCACAUACAUACCGUUUGUCAAAUAUCUCACUUUCAUGAAGGAGUGUAUGAUCCUAGGCUCCUAGCUAAUAUAUCUAUGUAGCUGCUUCCCUCUUGUUUCUGGGUCUGCUUCUCUUGCCUCUGUUUUUUGCUUGUGCAAUUCUUUUCCAAGUUUUUUGUUUGACAUAGUGCAUGAAUGCUGACAGUUUAGUAGUAUGUUCAGUUUGUACGUUUAAACAAGCAACUGAUUUGUUCC